GAUAUAACAAAAUUUAAAAACAAAGUAAAGUGUGAUUUUAGUGUAUCUCAAAUAUCCUAAAUUUAAAUAACUAAAUAAAACUCUACAAAUCCGUCUAUUGAUUACAGUUUCCUUAAAAUUUAAAAUGUGUAGUGGGGUUAUGGCUUCCACCAACCUCCAUGUCGUUGUUCAACAAGAGUGGUAAACGUUUUCACAUGUCUACAAUACUUUAAAAGGGUCCUAAGGACACAUGAUGAUGUAGUACCUAUAUAGACAAAGGUUACCAAACAAAAUAACGUGUGUAAAUGCACGUACUGUAUUCCUAAUACUCUACUGCAUUAAGAUUGUAGUUUUAUCUCCACAGACGCAAUUGCGAAACCGUAAGUUUAAAAAUUCCGACAUUAUUGAUGACGGGAACGCAUCACCGUCAAGUGUCUGAGUUUGGUUUAUUCAGCGUCCUCCUCGUUACUAUGGUGAUAUGCCUUGCCCCACACUCGUUGGCAGGUGAAGAUUACUAUUAUGGCCUCGAUGGAUUUACCAGCAACCUAUUACGGCAAAGUUGACAAAAGAAACCCGGUCAUUGUAUCUUUUGAGCGAGACAUUAACUCGUUUAUGACCGUGAUGAAACGAGUGGCGUCGUCGACCUGCCAGGACAACGUCUCUUAUUUUAAAGGGAUUACACUGCUGGCUGAGAUCUGGCGAAACUUCAAACCACGUCUGCCUUUUAAAUUGUACCAGGAGCGCAUGUUACAGAUUGGAGAUUUCCUCACUGGAUUGAAGUUGUACCAGACGGCUCUGUCGCAAGGCUACAGUCUGCACCUGCUUCAGUUCUGCUCAACUAGUAUAAGUGACAUUACAGAUGUUGACCACUUUGUCAACUGCUUUUUUCCAGACGGUUUUGACACAGACCAAGAUGUCUUUAUCAUGAAGGUUCGCUCAAUGCUGGGCUGUGCGCUGUGUAUAUUUGAGUUGGAGAAAAGGCCCAUGGUCCUCAGCCAGAAGGGGCUUUCGAAACUGCUGCAUGUGCUGAACUUUAUCAGGAUAAUGAUGCAGGCUUUUCAGCAGAACAAGCACCUCUGCUGGAUUAUUUAUAAUGGUACGUUGCACAUCUUCAAAAUGUGUAGUUACCUGAUGGCGUUGAAUCAUAGUGCAAAGGCGUUGGAGUACCUUCUGUGGGCGAGCCUCUCUUUAGAGUCAACCAUGCCUGUCAUGACUGUUAAACAUCUGCCAUGGCUUGUGAAACUCUACUGUGCUGUCUGUCACUGUUACUAUGACAACCAAGCUUCCCUACAGGCAGAGGAAUUUGCCCGGAGAGCACUUGGAAAAAUCAAUGACCUUGCAGAGCAGGAGAAGGAUAAGGAGAAUAGUGGUCCUUCAAACAAAGAGACUCAAAGGGCCUUCAGAGAAGCCUCCAUCAAGCUGGCUGCCAUGAUGUUCAAGCGGGCUGUGUUUGAGACCAGGAGGAAACCCAAACACAUGAUUACAAUCAAGAGCAAAACUACUCUAAAGGACUUUCCGAAUAUACCGUGGCCUCGUAAUGCCACAGAGCGAAUGCUGAUGGGCCUCUUUGACAGCAGUGCAGCACAAUUCUUGGGCGUUUGUGAAGCACUGUGGGACAGCUCCAUGCGCCCGCUGCAGGCAAGGCUGCCGGAAGAGCUGGAGCUGCAGGAGGUGGUCCUGGAACUCUUCGCCUCUGGCAUCAGUAUAUUAUCUGGAGUGGCUACGACCUGUGACCAGAAACGUCAAGAACAGUCUUCUGUACCUCUCAGUGCACUGUCCACAACAUCAACUCUGAUGGAAUUAGCUACUGCAGGAGAACACAAAGUGCCUGUCACUACCGCCGUCAGGUUCAUUAAGUUAAUGAUUCAGUACAAGCAACCGGACGCUUUCGCCGAACAUUCACGAUUGAUGCUGCAGAUUUUGACUAUUGUGGAAGGGCCUGCAUUCAGGAAGUCAGAAUACGAGCUCGCCUUGAUAAAUGGUUUCAGCACGCUGAAAUCCUCCCAUAGAAGGCGCCUGAGAGAGGACUUAACUGACAGGUACAGGGGGUCACUCGAUUGCAUCAUUGGCCUGACAGAGACUCUGCAUAAGGCAGUUUGUGAUUCUGUUCCUGAGGCACAGCCAGAUGUAGAACUAGUUUGGGAUGUUUUACUCUUUCUGUGGGGGAAGCUAAAGCUGGUGAUUCUGAUGGAUCAGAUGAAAAACCCAGAAUUCACACAGGACCAUGACAAGUGGGCGUGGUGCCUAUCCAUGCAGUGUGAGGUGGCCUUUGCCUGUGACCUGGCAACAGUUGACUGCAUAAAGACAGCAGAGAUGAUCCACAGCUUGGUCUUAUUGCUCGAGAGUGCGGCUGAUCGCAUUCCACCUAAAGUCAAAGCUGGUAGUGGAAAGAAAUAUUGCUUCACUCUGCUUAAGGGGUCACGUAAAGAGCUUCUUCAGAAGGUGUGCAUGGUAGUUGAGAAGGGUUUUGAGGCUCUGGUCAAGCGUGUGGUCACACUGAUGCCCCAAGAUGGCUCAGCGCCCCCUGACAUUACUUACCUGCUGAGGCAAGAUGGAAACGGAGAGACUGAAAUAACUGAGAAGCAAAAGGAAGAAAUAGAGUCAGAUGUUAAAAGGGAUCGAUCUAAUCAGUCUACACAUACAGCUAUGCUUGCGAUAGACAUUCUUCUUGAACUGGACAUCAUCCACCAUCGGGCAUCUCUCAAGUUAAUGCAGCUAAAUGCAGUGACAGAGUCUGAUCUCUUGGACAAGAUCAAGAAGAACAAAGUGUCCAAAGCACUUUUUCUGAUCCAGAAGGCCUUGCUUUUGUAUGAUGGAACGAAGUCAAAUGAGUCCAGUGUGACCAGGAAUCUACUAGAGGAAGCAUGUGUUUUAAUCGAGAAGGCAGCAAUAGAAGAGAGAAAACUGUACAUCGCCAACAACCCAAAGUUUGCACUUGAAAAUAAAGUCAAAGUAAUGAAGGAAGAAAAGGAAAUCCCUCCACUUCGUCCCGUCCUAAUCUCACGCACUAACCGCUCCUUAACCUUUGCUCCUGCUCCGUACCACAUGAAGGAACAAGUGUGCUGGUACCAACUGUGUGGACGUCCAGCUGAGGGUAUCGACCUGAAAGUCCGCCUCGGAGACUGCAGCCUGGCAGGAACUGGAAAUUUGGUACCAGCAAUAUGUGGUGAGUGGCAGCUGAAGGUGGAGCGGCUGGAACCGAACCAGAAGUAUGUUUUUGCCAUCGCGGCAUACACCUGCCAAGGGAAGUUACUGGGCAACGCCAUUGGCGCGUCGACCUUCCCACUGAUGACUUCCAUGCCGCAGUCAAUGCUUUCGUCGUGGGCUCACUUGGCACAGGUAGCAUAUCAAACCAAACAGUUUGACAUUGCAAAGAGAGCCUGCAAGGAAUUAUGGAGCCAUUUUACCCUUCCUGACAGUGGGCCUGACAGACCACCGGAUAGACUUGCUUCAACAGCGCUCCAUAUGAAGUAUCUGCAAUGCUCGUCUCCACUCCUGUGUCAGCUCUUCCUCACGUCCAUCUUCAUUGAGACGGAUAUCAACAUCCAGCAGCAAUCACUCCUCUGUGACUCGGGCAGCAUUUGUGGACUCUUUGUCUGGAAACAGGAAGCCAGACUAGCUGAAUGUGAACGAUUGCUGGUAGCCAUGGACUUGGCUAUGUGGCUAAAUGACAGCAGUUCCGCUGUUCAAACUGUUGGAAGCUGUUAUGGCCUCUUGGUUCCAUUUAUCUUCCAUCAGAUCCCUUGCGAUCCAGCAAUAAAGUUGUUGUCCAAAUGCUUAAAUGUACUCAAAGAGAACGAAGCUCAUCUCAAACAAAAAUGGCCCAGAAACACAGUGGAAAGUCUUAUGCACAUGAUUGCCUGCAUCACCAACUAUCUCUCCAAGGCAUUGCGUGGACUGAAGGAGGAUCAGAAGGCCUCUGCGGUGAUAGACUGUGGUCGUGCUCUUCUCCAAGACGUCUUUGAUGCCCAAGAGCGGCUUAAUAGACUUGCUCGCAAACGUGUGUCGUCAAAGACAGAGGAUCCUGCUGCAGGAAAGGAAGAAAUGAAAAAAUAUGUUCAACUGAAGGUACUGUAUGGAAAGUUCAAGGAGGUCAUCACAGCUGAUGCAGAUCCCAACAAAGUCAAAGAGAGUUCCCCCUCACUGAGUGGUUCUGAGAAUUCUGCCACACUGCGUGAGAGGAUCUUCACUAGCAAGCUACAGCAUGCUUAUCGAAUCAUGAUGCAGCUUGGCAACCAUUCAAAUUUCUUGGAGAUUUCAGCAUUAUUACUUCAGAGAGCCUUGGAAGAAGGACACCUAGAUCUUGUGUUACAAUGGGGUCAAACCAUAUUUGGAUUUCUUGCCAGGAGAGAUGACGAAAUGAUUAUGUCUGCCAAAUGUUUGGAGAGAAACACUUUGUGUGAUAAAGAAACUAAUAAGUCCACUGCGACAGAAGGUCAAUCAUCACAGAAGACAACAAAAAAGUCUCCAAAGAAACGGAAGAAACUUAGACGUGGUGCCAUUCUGACAGCGAGAACUGUCAGAGAGUUGAAGGCUGUAGAGCGUCUGCUGAGUUCAAUGAAUACUGUUGUGGAACGGCACUCGAGGCGGCUUCAGCUGAGAAGGAGGUGCUCAGAGGAGAGAGUGUGGAGGUCUCAGAUCAAUUACAGCAUCGCUCAGGCACAUCUUUCAUUAUUCGAAAAGGAUCUUCACCCAUUGCAUGAAGGAUCCCUGCAAUCCAGAUACAGCCACUUGAAGCCCUCGAUCUUCUUUCUGGCCAACUCUGGUGUCCUUGUGAAGAGGAACUUACAGGAACAGCAAGCCACCAUAUGCGAAGUUAGUUCAGAGAGAGACUCGUCACACUCUGAUCUGUCCGAUGAUGCUUCCAGCAAAGACUGUGAGAAAAAUGAGGAUAGUUCUGACAGUGACGAAAGUUGUGAGGAGGCAGAACGCCACCCUCAAAAGCCUGAGCUGCUGAAAAACAUGCCGUUGGACUCACUGGAGAAAGCUGCUUUACAUCUACGCAGGGCCAUGGUAUUAGCCCACCGCGGAGGUCACUGGACGAAUUUGCAGAAAGUCUGUCACACUGUGUGGGAAGAAAGCAACAGAAUUAUUGCAUUAGAACAGACAGCUUCUCAGCUUCAACCUCCCUUCCUGGUUACAUCAGAUGAGUUGCACAACACCUUCACCCCUCUAUUAGUGCUUGCAACAGAUCUUAUCAUGGACAUGCUAAGCAGACUGGGACUGUGGCGUUUGUACGACAGCGUGACUGAGGAGGAACAAGAGUUCAGUCUCUGUUUCUCAGCACCACUGGAUGACUGCACCCAAGUGGACAUGCGUUUUGUCCACAAUUUGGUGUUGCGCACUCUGGAGCUGCUCCAUGACAAUGGCAAAUGGGAACGCCUGGCACAUUUUGCCUUAAUUUUCAACUCAUACACCCGUGAACGAUACGCCUUGACAGUUACUCCCCUCUUGGCCCUCGCCCAGAGGAAGCUCCUUGAAAGGAUUCGGACUAAUGGAGGUUCAAAAGUCCCACAACCACACCAUGUCAAGACUCGGUGGGCCACUGGAAAGGAGGUAACAUACAAGAGUUAUGCAGGGUGCCACCUGUUCAGUGGGUGGGUUCCUCAGUCUACCCACCAGUCAUCAAGCUCCGUAGUGAAGAUCACGCCGACUGAAGAAACUGAGCUCAUAGAUGCAGAAAUGAAGCGCUCCCAGCUCCUUGUGUGUGUUCCUCUAGAUGUGGCGAACACAUUGCACUUUUACCGUCAAGCCGUUGAAAGAAUACCGCAUUGUCUCCAAGUGUUCCGCUAUUGCCGAUCAUUACUGCUCCUGCUACUGGCUCAUACGCAACCGGGUUUUGAAACUGAGCAGUGCUGUGAGAUCACAUCAGACCUGAUUGACUUCAAUCCCAUACUUAUGACCACACCAAACAUCCAGCCUUGGGACCUGAUUAAUAAAGACUACGUCACUCCGGACACUCUCUACAAUCUCCCCGUCAGCCCUGACUGCAUGCCCAGAAUCAUCUCUACGUACUUUGCAUCCACAGAAUAUCUCCAGACCAACAACCAAGAAUUCCUCAGUGUAUUUGCUCUGCAUGAAAUGGGAAACCUGCAUUUCUAUGACUUAAACACACGAAUGGCACAUUCUUGCUGGAGUAAAGCUGUAGAUGCUGCCUUACACAGCACAGCGGUGAUCGAUAAAUGGGAUUGGGUAUCAUUUGGGGGUGGCACUCUGCAACAAACGCUGAGACAGGCUGGCAUUUGGGGAUGUCUCCAGGCAGCUGUGAUCACUGCUAAAAUUGCACAGUAUAUUCUAACUUCAGAUAUCAGCCAAAGGACCAAGUGCUGUCUCUUGUCAGCUCACCUUUUUAAGUGUGUGCUGUGCUGCUCCCUGGCUCACCCCCUGGAUGACCUCCAGUAUGCUUCAUACAGCAUCAGUGAUAAACUACUCCCCGGGGUCGACCUUUUCUCAGAACCCCACAGGGCCGACCUCAGCGCCACUGUCGCCAGCCUGAACUUCGUCUGCCAAUGGCUGUUCAUCGCAGGCUACUACAUUGCGCUUCUACCCACGCUGGCACUUCAUCAGCAUCUUGUGGGGACAGUGUGCAGAGACGUUCAACGCAAUGUUGAAAGCAGAAUACUUAAGGUACGUGCUCUCACUGAACUCCACUUCUUCUCUGAGGCCAUAAAGGAAACAGAGCGGCUCUCAAGAGGGGCAGGGAUUCUUCUCCCUAAUGGACGCUACAUCACUCAUGAGUCUCGCCAAUCAGAACAGUUGUUUUGUAACAACAAGUCCCUCCUGGACAAUGUUCAGGCUUUGGAGGAACUUGUGAGCUGUGAGCUUUCUCCAGAGGUCAGCAUGCUUUAUGGAUCCACAUUGAGCCUCCGAUUUAACCUUGCACGUGUUCAACUCACCCUGGCCCUCAGUAGCACUGUAAAUGGCCCGUCUGAGCCAGUGCCAGAUGAUGUAGUGAACCCAGAAGAACAUGAACAAGUCCCAAUGGACUCUGAAGUCUUGGACCAAGAAGAGGAAAAGCCAAAAGUGAGGGGAUUUGCUUCCCAGCAGACCCUCACGCUCGAAAAGAUCAAGUACCUGCUACUAGAAGCAGCUACCCUCUUUUUGGACUCCAUAUUAGAGAAACUCCCAUGUCCCUCCUACAGUGAAAUUGAGAACAUGGAAUUGAAAAUAGAGUCAAAUCUUCUCAAGGCCAACCUCUACCUGCAGCAAGGACAUGUUGCACAAAGUUCUGAAAUGGCAGUUUCAUCAUUGGCGCUAUUGCAGGACUUUAAAGAAGCCAUACCAGAUUAUAAGAAACCAACCUCUGAGUUCCCGCUUACUGAAACUGAAACUGAAACUGAACAGGGAACUGAACACUGCACACAUCAUGGAGACUGCCCCGGAGCAGUUGAGGCCAGUGAGAGGGUCGGAGGUGCUCUGUGGCUACGUUGCCGCAUGGCGCUGCUCCGUUGCGUUCUUGUACAGGCCGCCGAUGUCACUGUUCCUAAUCCAGGUAAGCUUCAUGACAAGGCAGCUCAGGUGUUAAAGCAGAGCUUGGAGGACUGUGCUCAAUUAGGAGAUGUCGACACUCAAGCCCUUUUGUUGGUUGAAGGUUCACAAUUAAAAUCACGAAGAAGGAGGGGAGAUGACGGCUUGUCAUUAUUGCAGGAAGCCGUGAGCCUACUGUCAGGACGCACUCGCAUGCCACCGGGAUCCAGCAUGACUCUAAUUAGAGCCACUUUGCGUCUUAGCAGCCUAAAAAGCACACAGAGUGGCAAACUUCGAAAUCUGACUCAUAAACUUUUGCAAAAACAGCUGUGUGAGUUUGGUGAGAAUGUUUUGUUGGAUGAUGGAAACAUUUCUAUUUCUCCUCCUGGGCCCAGAAACAUUUACCUCCCUUACCUGCCAAUGUUAGAUCAAACAACUUAGCAAAAAAGUUGGUCAUUUAUGACGGUGUGCCAUUCCUAUGGUGGCGAAGGCAAGAUCCAAGACCUGGACAAACACAAGAACCCCACAGCAGGCCCCACAGCCCGCAGGGAACCGCCCGGCUCCCCCAUGGGAAGAGGAAGAGGCGACCGCAAGGAACGGAGAGAAGAGGAGGAAGCAGGCCCGAGGAGCAACAGGGAGGCCCCACCAGCAGCCGGAGUGGGGGACCCAGGUGGGCACCAGCCAGCACCGCCCCAGCACCCACAGAACAUGGGCGAGUCACCAUCACACCACCAAUAUUCACCAGGAGGUCGCCCUAGCGGUUCCCCGCCACCCCCGAGAUCAGGAAGGAGUGAAAAAAGUCCCACCCCCACAGACCCCGGAGCAGCAAACACAGGGACAAGAGGAGAAUAUCCCCACACCAUGCAUGUGUCUUUUCACAAUGCAAACCGAUCUAAAAUGUGUGAAAAUAAAAAUACAAAUAAAAAUAAAUAUAAUAAUAAUAAAACAACAACAACCUCGACAACAAAGAAUAUAGAAUUCCAUUGUUUACUUUAUGAAAAUAGUCUUGCUAUUGUCAAAUGUCAAAUGGCACCCUACUCAGGCAAAGGAAUCAAGAGUCUAGAUUUAGCAUGUUGAGGAAAGGUGACCAGGUAUCUACGUAUAUGUGUAAUUUAUUUUUUUGUUCUGCUGAUAUUUUUUCUAACGCAAUAUAUUCUUUGAUGAGAUUUAGCCACUGAUUGAUGUUAAUAGCUUUUUUGUUUUUCCAGUUUAAUAGAAUUGUUUUCUUAGCGGUAGCUAACGUGACAAGUAAUGAUUGUGAAUAUUUAUUAGGGAGGUCAAUUGUGCUUAAAUCGCCAAGUAUGCACAAUCUUGGGGAACGUGGAAUUAAAAUAUACGAGAGUUCUUGUAUAACCGAAGACCAAAGGCAUUGAAUUGGUAUACAUUCCCAUAUAGCAUGAAAAUAGGUGUCUGGGGUACUUUUGGUGCAUUGCACGCAUAUAUUAGAUGGAGAGAAGCCCAUUUUAUGCAUAGUAUACUAAGUAAAGUGUGUUCUAUGGAGCACUUUAUAUUGUAUAAGCUGUAGAUUUGUGUUUUUGUCAUUCUAAACAUAUUGUUACAAAUCUGUAUCCAGUAGCUACGGUCAGCAGACAUGGAGAGGUCUUCUUCCCCGUUUGGUGAUUAGUAAGUGCAUUGAUUUAGUACAUGAAAUUAAUUUAUAAACUUUUGAGAGAUUUCUUUUACUUUGCGGGAGAAGCUUCAUUAUUUGCUUGACAAACUCUGGCAGUUCGAGGGUGCUCUGGAGUAAACUUACGAGAGAUUUCUUUUACUUUGCGGGAGAAAUUUCAUUAUUUGCUUGACAAACUCCGGCAGUUCGAGGGUGCACUGGAGUGUUGGUAUUCUUUUUUUUUAUUGCUGCUUUUAAAUUAUUGUAUUGAAGAAGGUUUCCGGCUGUUAUUUGGAAUUCUUGGAACAAUUCAUCACGUGUCCUAAAAACAUUAUUGUUAAAUAGUUGUUGUAGGUGUUUAAUUCCAUGUUGUUCCCAUGUACUAAAAUGAAGGGGUAUAUUAUUAAUUUCGAAAUCUGGAUUAUGCCAAAUUGGGGAGAGCAUACUGGGAGCUAAUUGAGAUCCUGUUGAUUCUAAACUU
This is a messenger RNA of Phyllopteryx taeniolatus (common seadragon), 9533 nucleotides long. RefSeq names its product cilia- and flagella-associated protein 54-like. The transcript has 56 exons. Lineage: Eukaryota; Metazoa; Chordata; Actinopteri; Syngnathiformes; Syngnathidae. The record is from RefSeq and is a predicted model, not a curated record. Gene Ontology annotation, biological process: cilium assembly. The coding region runs from base 499 to 7887 and encodes 2462 amino acids.